GUUGCUACGGCAUCCGCCCCGAGCUGGUCAACGAAAGCUGGACGUGUUCGCGGUGCGCGGCCCACGCCUGGACUGCGAGCAGGGACUGCGUGCGGCUGGGUCCCCCUCCCGAGGGCGAGUUGGUGGAGCUGCGGUGGACAGACGGCAACCUCUACAAGGCCAAGUUCAUUUCCUCCAUGACCAGCCACAUCUACCAGGUGGAGUUCGAGGACGGAUCCCAGCUGACUGUGAAGCGUGGGGACAUCUUCACCCUGGAGGAGGAGCUCCCCAAACGGGUCCGGUCACGGCUGUCGCUGAGCACGGGGGCGCCACAGGAGCCCGCCUUCCCAGGGGAGGAGGCCAAGGCUGCCAAGCGCCCGCGCGUGGGCACCCCGCUGGCUGCUGAGGACGCGGGGCGGAGCCCGGACUACCUGGCCUUCGUGGAGAGUCUCCUGCAGGCACAGGCCCGGCCCGGGGGCCCCUUCUAGGACCGGCAGGCUGCGAUGCGGCUGUCGCUGCGGACUCCUGUCCUGGCCCCCCGCCCGCGGCACCCUCGAGGGCGACAGGAGCUGGCGGGACGCCGGACGCGCCCCGGACUCAGGGAGCAGGGCCAGGCGGGCUCGGGGCCGUGACGCUCAGACCCACCACGCAAGCUGUCCUCUUCUCGAAAAGGUGCUACUGCAGCGCUCCGAGCAGCCUCUGAGAUUGUCUCUGUACAUAGUCGCCUUUGUGAGGUUCUUUCUAUAAAUACAUAUUGUUUAAAAAAAGCAAGAAAAAGGAAAACAAAGAAAAGGAAAAGUCCCCAAAGUUGUUUUCUAGAUUUGUGGCUUUAAAAAAACACACCAUGAAACAACACGUUGUUUUUCUCAGAACAGGAUUU
Molecule: messenger RNA, 859 nt
Organism: Carlito syrichta (Philippine tarsier)
Lineage: Eukaryota; Metazoa; Chordata; Mammalia; Primates; Tarsiidae
Product: lysine-specific demethylase 4B-like
Exons: 4
Source: RefSeq, a predicted model, not a curated record